Molecule: messenger RNA, 822 nt
Organism: Tetrahymena thermophila SB210
Lineage: Eukaryota; Ciliophora; Oligohymenophorea; Hymenostomatida; Tetrahymenidae
Exons: 4
Source: RefSeq, a predicted model, not a curated record
AUGUCUGAAAAUAAGGCACCCGGCCAAAUUUACGCAUACGACAUUCACAAUACCCACUAUCCCUACGUCAAUAUCAAGUAGGAUAGUCAAACUUAACUUUUGGCCAGUUUCAGAAGAUCUAUUGCUUCUAUUAAUCCUUUUUCAUACAGACAAGUUCCCUCUCAAGACAGAGCUGCUUUUGGUUUGAGAUGGGGUAACGCUUGGUAUGCUCCCAAUCCUUAUCCUAAUGGAAUCCACUUCGAUAGAGUCUUCCCUACUCACUAUGAUCCCUUAGCUGAAACCAACAGAACCAAGGCUAACUUAUAACUUAUUAAGUACGCUCCUGGUAAUUAUUCUACUUUGGUCGUCACUUCUGAAAAGUUACCCAGACCUUGCAUCAGAACCAUCUAAAAUUACAGAAGAUGCCAAAUGGUCAACGGUACCGAAAAGUGCAACAGUGAAGCUCAAGACAUUCUUGCUAUUUGUCCUAACUGGGCUUUGGACCACAUGAAGGAAAAGGUUAGAUUCUACACCAAGGCUCUUGCCAUCAACAAUUAGACUUAUAUCAGAGCUAUGUAAGUUGAAGAAUACAAUUAGGGACGUACCGUUGCUGAUGUCGCUCCUAAGACCUGGAUUCACGGUACCAGAUAACACUUAAGACCCGACACCAUGUGGGCUGAUGAUAGAUAUACUAACAUCACUCAAACUGAAAUUAACGAAGCCAUUAAGAGAGUUGAAGCUAGAAAGGCUAGAGAACAUGAAAAGAAGCCCGUUGAAUAAGCUAAUGUUAAUGCUAAUACUGGUGAACAACCCGUUAGAGUUGAAAAGAGCUUAUAUCCUUGA